ACUUUAGAUUAGUAUCGUUAGAUGGCGACACGAACUGGUAUAUCGACUUUAAAAUGCACUUUUUUCAUUUUGUGUUAACCAAAUAGUGACAAUUACCGACUUCAAAUAGUGUGGGGUCUUAGUUUUAAAAAUUUCGGUAUUUAAUACAAAAAUAUGAGCAGUAUUUUGAAACUUCAAGCAUCGUGCUUGAAAAAUGUAAUAACUUCUUCCUCUACAAAGCUGAAUUCAUUAGUAAGACCUUUGGUUGCAUCCAGAGAUCUUCAUAUACAAGUAGAUAGGAAAAAUGCUUCUACAACUGACAAUGUAUCUAAAGUAUAUCCAAUAAUUGAUCACACAUAUGAUGCGGUCGUUGUUGGAGCAGGAGGUGCAGGUCUUAGGGCCGCUUAUGGCCUUGUACAAGAAGGUUUUAAAACAGCUGUUGUCACAAAAUUGUUCCCAACAAGAUCUCACACAGUGGCGGCACAAGGUGGGAUAAAUGCCGCUCUCGGUAACAUGGAGGAAGAUAAUUGGCAAUGGCACAUGUAUGAUACUGUAAAAGGUUCAGAUUGGUUGGGAGACCAAGAUGCUAUUCAUUACAUGACACGAGAAGCCCCAAAGGCUGUUAUAGAAUUAGAAAAUGCCGGUAUGCCAUUUUCUAGAACUCAAGAGGGGAAAAUUUAUCAAAGAGCCUUCGGAGGACAGUCUUUGAAAUUUGGGAAAGGAGGUCAAGCUCACAGGUGCUGUUGUGUAGCCGAUAGAACUGGUCAUAGUUUACUACACACUUUAUAUGGUCAAAGUUUACGAUUCGACUGUAACUAUUUUGUGGAAUAUUUCGCUUUAGAUUUGAUAAUGGAAGAUGGAGAAUGUCGAGGUAUUACCGCUUUGUGUCUAGAAGACGGUUCCCUACACAGGUUUAAAGCUAAAAAUACUAUUUUAGCUACAGGUGGAUACGGCCGUGCUUACUUUUCUUGUACUUCAGCUCAUACUUGUACGGGAGAUGGUAAUGCUAUGGUAGCUAGAGCAGGUUUACCUUCACAAGAUCUCGAAUUUGUCCAGUUUCAUCCUACCGGUAUUUAUGGGGCUGGUUGUCUCAUGACAGAAGGUUGUAGGGGUGAAGGUGGUUAUCUUAUCAAUUCACAAGGAGAACGUUUUAUGGAACGCUAUGCACCAGUAGCCAAAGAUUUGGCUUCGAGAGAUGUCGUUUCUAGAAGUAUGACAAUAGAAAUCCGUGAAGGUCGCGGUUGUGGUCCUGAAAAAGAUCACGUUUACCUUCAGCUACACCAUUUACCGGCCGAACAAUUAGCUCAAAGGUUACCUGGUAUAUCUGAAACCGCCAUGAUCUUUGCUGGCGUUGAUGUGACAAGAGAACCAAUUCCUGUAUUACCAACGGUACAUUAUAACAUGGGAGGUAUUCCUACUAACUACAAGGGUCAGGUGCUCACAAAUGUAAACGGUGAAGAUAAAAUCGUUUCUGGACUUUACGCUUGCGGAGAAGCGGCUUCUUCAUCUGUACACGGUGCUAAUAGACUUGGUGCCAACUCCUUGUUAGAUUUGGUAGUAUUCGGAAGAGCUUGUGCUCUCACCAUAGCCCAGGAAAACAAACCUGGUGAAAGUAUUGGUAACAUUAAAGAGAACGCAGGUGAAGCAUCAGUUGCUAAUUUAGAUUGGUGUAGAUUCGCCAACGGAGGUAUCAGUACUGCAGAUUUGCGAUUACAGAUGCAGAAAACUAUGCAGACACACGCUGCAGUCUUCAGAACCGAGGAAUCCCUUCAAGAAGGCGUACAAAAAAUGAUCGGUUUAUACGGAAAGUUAAAAGACCUCAAAGUAUCAGACAACAGUUUAAUUUGGAACUCAGAUUUGGUUGAAACAUUGGAAUUGCAAAAUUUGAUGUUAAACGCUAUGCAGACAAUCGUAGCUGCUGAAAAUAGAAAGGAAUCCAGAGGGGCUCAUGCUAGAGAAGACUACAAAGUACGUAUCGAUGAAUACGAUUACACCAAACCUUUGGAAACACAACAGAAGAAACCCAUAACGGAACAUUGGAGAAAACACACUUUAACCACCAUCGAUGAAAACAGUGGUAAAGUUAAAAUCGAUUACCGACCUGUUAUAGAUGAAACUUUAGAUAAAACCGAAUGCGCAACAGUACCACCAGCAAUCAGAUCUUAUUAAACAUAUUUAAGUCUUUAUUAAUUUGUUAAUCAGCAAUUAUUGGUAGUUGAAAUUAUGGAAAACCGAAAUGCUGUUUCGAAAAGGUGUAGACAAAUAUAUAUGUAUAGAGUUGAGAUAGAUUUUUAAAAAUAAUUAAUAUAUAAUCAGUUUUCAGUUGAAAAAGUAACUGGAUUUGAAAGAGGUUACACUGGUUUUAGUUUUAUUGUAAUUGUAGUAAAUAAAAACAAACUGCAUCUAUAAUAUCUUUGGUAGUAGAUUCAAAAUAAUUGUAGUGGAGCCAUAAUUUAUUUUUUUUUUGUUUAAAAAAUAAUCUUUUUGCUUAUAUCCAACUAUAUUUAAUAAAAAAUCAACUGCAUUUGGAAGCAGUUACGUUUACUUACAUUGACUUUGGUAGAAGAUUUAAAAAAAAAUGAUUUUUUACUUUUUCUUCCUAAAAAAGGGUCUUUUUGCCUAUUUCCAAAUAUAUUCCAAAGUUUUGACUGUUUCAUUAAUAAAAAAUUAACUGCGUUUGAAAUUGGUUACUAGUUAUCAGAUUUAUUCACAUUAUAGUAACUAAAAAUACUUGAUAUGUAAAUAAUCUUUAGUUGGAGACUUUGAAAAAUGACAGUGAUGUAUUAAUUCAUUAUUUCUUUCAAAAAAAGUAUAUUUUUUGCUUAAAUUCAAAUAAAUUUACAAAUUUUGACAAUUAUAUAACAACUACAUGUGAAAGUAAUUACCUAUCUUCAGUUCUAUAACAAUAACGAGCUGUAUCGAAAUCAUCUUCAGUUGAAAACUCAAAAGAAAAAAUAACCUUUUUCAAAAAUUUUUAGCCGUAUCUGGUUCUAUUUGUAUAACAAAGCAUCUUCAGUAUUAGAUUCAAAAAGAAUUGGGGAAAUUACAAAAUCUAUUAAUUUACUUUUGGAAAAAUUUUUUUUUGGUUUAAAUCCCAAAAAAUCUGCCAUUAUCUGAUAAAAAAAAUAACUACACUUAUAAAAACUUACCAGUUUUUAGUUCUAUUAUAUUCUGAGUACAAAACUGUAUCACAGUUGAAAUGAAAUUUCAAAACGCUUUCAUUUCUUCUAAAACAAGUAUUUUUUGCAUAAACUCAAAUGUAUUUCAGAGUUUAGACCAUUUUUUAGAAAAAAAACUUCAAUCAAAAGUGUUUAUCAUAUCUCCAGACAGUCUUCAAAUACAUUUUCAAAAAUAUUUUCUAUUUUCUCUUAAAUCCAAAUAAGUUUCGACUUUUGCCUUAUUUUGACACCUUCCAAUGCUGAAUUCUAUAUCGGAGUCUGCUUACAACCCAAAAAAAUGUGAAAAAAACCAGCAGAUUUUAUGUGUACCUGAUCUUCAAGUACAGUCUUUCAAUAAUCAGUAAGUUAGCCAUUUUAUAUAGUACAAAAAAUUGGUUCUGUUGUAGAUAUUCUUUCUGUUGAAUUCCAUAAUUUCAAUUUUUCUAAUUACUUUGUCCAAAGUACUUCUUUUAAAUGGAGGCUUGUACUUAAAAAUAAACGACACAAUUAUUUAAAAAUAAAUAAAGUAUUUUCUUCGUGUGAUAUAUUUGCCUUAUAUUCGAUUAUUUAUUUAUUUUUAUUAAAACCAGCAACUUUAAAGGAAUCUAUCGGUAAUUAAAGUUGGAAUUUAAUUUAAAUUCUUUCUAAAUAUUUCGAAUUUAACAGGGUAAAUACUGAUAAAUAAUCACAAAUUAAUUUUAUUUAAUGUAAUUUAAAAUCAAAUAAAAAUACAAUUUAAUAUAAAAAAAUAUUUUUUUUAAAUUUGAAACAGUAGUUUAAAUAAUUGAAUAUUGUUCUCAUGAUUCUAUUUGAGUUGGUUGCAAUAUAAAAAAUUCAAGUAUUUUUUAAUAUAAGAUGAAAAAAAUAUGUUAGUGUCUAAAAUAAAUGUAAAUAUAUUAUUUUCGAAAA
Molecule: messenger RNA, 4046 nt
Organism: Diorhabda carinulata
Lineage: Eukaryota; Metazoa; Arthropoda; Insecta; Coleoptera; Chrysomelidae
Gene: SdhA
Product: succinate dehydrogenase [ubiquinone] flavoprotein subunit, mitochondrial
Exons: 11
Coding region: 154-2148 (664 amino acids)
Biological process (GO): tricarboxylic acid cycle; mitochondrial electron transport, succinate to ubiquinone
Molecular function (GO): succinate dehydrogenase (quinone) activity; electron transfer activity; flavin adenine dinucleotide binding
Source: RefSeq, a predicted model, not a curated record